Messenger RNA from Meleagris gallopavo (turkey), 1157 nucleotides. NCBI's taxonomy places the organism in Eukaryota, Metazoa, Chordata, Aves, Galliformes, Phasianidae. The record is from RefSeq and is a predicted model, not a curated record.
AUGAGGAAAUUACUAUUUAGUUCUGCUGAUUGUUUUUUAAGUGCUUACCAUGGACAUCUGACAUCCCUGAUUGACAUAAGCCCAUAUAAAUUCAGAAAUCUAGAAGGACAAAAGGAAUGGGUCCACGUGGCUCCUGUUCCAGACACAUACAGAGGACUAUACAGAGAGGACCAUGAAGAUCCAGUAACAGCCUAUGCUAAUGAAGUGAAAAAUAUUAUUGAGCAAGCACAUAAGAAAGGCAGAAAGAUUGCUGCGUUUUUUGCUGAAUCUCUGCCAAGCGUCGGUGGUCAAAUCAUCCCACCAGAAGGCUACUUCCAGAAAGUUGCAGAGCAUGUGCACAAGGCAGGAGGUGUAUUUGUUGCUGAUGAAAUUCAGGUCGGCUUUGGCAGGGUUGGCAAGCACUUUUGGGCAUUCCAGCUUCAGGGAGAAGAAUUUAUACCUGACAUAGUCACUAUGGGGAAACCCAUAGGUAAUGGGCACCCUCUUGCCUGUGUAGCAACAACAAAAGAAAUUGCGGAAGCAUUUGCAGCCACAGGAGUAGAGUAUUUCAACACAUUUGGAGGAAACCCUGUUUCAUGUGCCAUUGGAUUAGCUGUUUUAGAUGUGAUAGAGAAGGAACAGCUUCAGGUUCAUGCCACAGAAGUUGGCAACUUCUUGAUGAAGCUACUCACGGAGCAAAAAAUCAAGCACCCCAUCAUUGGCGAUGUCAGAGGUUCUGGCUUAUUCAUUGGAGUGGACUUAAUUAAAGAUCAAGCAAAAAGGACCCCAGCCACAGAAGAAGCAGAGUAUUUAAUAACAAGGCUUAAGGAAGAAUAUAUUCUACUGAGUACAGAUGGGCCAGGAAGAAAUGUACUUAAAUUCAAGCCCCCAAUGUGUUUCACUAUGGAGGAUGCAAAAUUUGUAGUGGACACCAUUGACAAGCUUUUAACAGAUAUGGAAAAAGAACAUCUGAACCAGGAGAAAACCUCCAUUGGCUCAACCUAAGCAGGUUUCAAACAUGUUUCAAGACCUACUACUAAGAAAAUUACUCUGUGAUAAUGUACAGUUAAUCCUCAUCUUAACUUAUCUGGUCUAAGACAUACUAACCUUUGAUUUUGUUAUUUUCAGUUCUCUUAUUAUUAAGUGAAAGCUUUAGGAGAAAUAAAUAUUCAACUGUG